Messenger RNA from Coffea eugenioides, 1470 nucleotides. Its product is annotated as putative disease resistance protein RGA3. Gene Ontology annotation, molecular function: protein binding. The coding region runs from base 1 to 1470 and encodes 489 amino acids. Gene Ontology annotation, biological process: defense response to other organism. Lineage: Eukaryota; Viridiplantae; Streptophyta; Magnoliopsida; Gentianales; Rubiaceae. The record is from RefSeq and is a predicted model, not a curated record. The transcript has a single exon.
AUGGGAAGCUUGUUACGGUUCAAAGAUACCGUACAGCAGUGGCAGAAUGUUUUGGACAGUGAGAUAUGGCAAUUGGAGGAAGCAGCCGUGGAACUUUUCCCUCAUUUGUAUUUAAGCUAUAACGAGUUGUCCCCGGAGCUGAAACGUUGCUUCUCAUAUUGUGCUGUCUGGCCCAAAGAUUGUGUGAUAAAUGUAGAAGACCUUAUUAGGCUGUGGAUAGCACAAGGUUAUGUUCGCCCAGGACGAAGAGGUGAGCGCUUGGAGCUGGUGGGCCGUGAGUACUUCAACAAUUUGGCGAUGCGUUCCUUUUUUCAAAAUUUAGGAAAAUAUGGUCAUGAAUAUGGCGAGUGCAAGAUGCAUGACAUAGUGCAUGAUUUUGCACAAUUUCUCACAAAAAAUGAAUGUCAUACACUUGAUGGAAUUGGAAGAAAUUCAUCUAGUGAAAGACCACGUCAUCUAACAAUUUGGGAAGAAGGCACUGAGGAGGAGAUGUUUAGUUCUCCAGUCGUUGAUUUUGGAAGGCUCAGGAGCUUUUUUGCUUUUGGUCGAAUUGGAAGAGUAAUAGUUCCCCAAAAUCUGUUUUGCAGUUUGAAGUGCGCGAGGACUCUGGCUUUAAGUGGUUGUGGGCUAGCUGAAAUCCCAACCGAGAUCGGAAGGUUGAUUCAUCUUCGGCACUUGGACUUAAGUGAUAAUCCUUUCAUUACAAUGCCAGAAGCUAUAUGUGAUCUAUAUUAUCUGGAAACUUUGAAUAUCAGUUUUUGUGGAAAGCUUUCGUGCCUACCUGAAAGGAUUGAUGACCUUGUACACUUGAGGCACCUUCAGAAUGUCGCGACCGAUGAAUUACGUCAAAUUCCACAAGGACUUGGGAAGCUGACGUCACUCUGUAGUUUGACUCAAUUCAUCGCUAGAUGCAACUCUGAUGAUUUGGCAAUUCUGAAGGACCUGAACCAAUUGGAAAUAUUGAACCUUGAAAUUGAAGGAGAAGUAGAUUUUGGGAGUGCGGAACUUGGCAAGAAAGUCAACAUGCGUGACAUGUCUUUGCUCUCUAGAUUCGAGGCCCACUUUAUAGAAACUCCAAGUUGCAUUGAAACCAUGGAACCACCUCCAAACUUGGAAAAACUUGAGCUAGAUGGCUAUCCAGGAGCCCAGUUACCAAGUUGGCUUGUGACGAAGUCUCACGCCGAUAACUUGACAAGGCUAGUUAUUGCUAGGGCCCGCAACAUCUCAUCCUUGCCUGCCUUGUGGAAGCUAUCAUCCCUAGAAGUGCUUGUGCUCGAGGAAGCGGAAAAGCUAGAAUGUUUGGGUAAGGAAUUCUUCGGAGUUACAAAAGCACUACAUGAGAAUAGUCGUGAUGCUCUUGAUACAUUGUCAGACUCCGAGUCAUCAUUCUCAGCUGAAGCAGUGGCAUUUCCAAAUUUGAGAAAAUUAUAUUUUCGCCGCUUCAAAAUUGGACAAAUUGGGAAGACUUAA